UCCCACUCCAAAUAAUUUCCUCUCUUCUUAGCUUCAAAGCCAACCUAAAAACAAACCCACUAACAACAUCAUAUAUUUAAUCCCUCAAAGUCCACCACACUCUCCAUUCCCCUCCCUCCACCAUGCUCCUCCUGCUCCUCCUCCUCCUGGUUUUAUCCUCCACCACCACCACGUCUUCCUCCGGCCAUUGCUCGCCGGAAACCAACACAAAAAGUUACGCGAAAUGCCUCACCCUCCCAACCCAGGACUCCUCCUUCUCCUGGACCUACCACCCCCAAAACUCCACCCUCCACCUCUCCUUCACCGGCACCUUCAUCUCCCCUUCUGGCUGGGUCGCCUUCGGUAUCAACCCCGAAUCCCUCUCCAUGUCCGGCACCCGUGCCCUAAUCUCCUUCCCCGAUCCCACCUCCUCCUCCCUCCUCCUCCUCCCUUUCCUCCUCAACCCCUCCGUCAAACUCCAACGCUCCCCUCUCCUCUCCCAUCCCCUCGAUAUCCCCUUCCUCUCCCCCUCCGCCUCUCUCAUCCAAUCCCCCUCCGUCCGCUCCGGCGCCAUCGUCCGCAUCUCCGCCUCCCUCCACCUUUCCCCCAACCGCACCCGCAUUAACCUCAUCUGGAACCGCGGCCUCUACGUCCAAGGCUAUUCCCCCACCGUCCACCCCACCACCCCCAUCGAUCUCGCCUCCCGCACCACCAUCGACCUCCUCUCCGCAUCCGCAGACAUCUCAUCUAAGCCCCUUCCAACCUGGUUCCGAUCCGCGCACGGUUCAAUCAACGCAAUAACAUGGGGGUUCUUCAUCCCCGCAGGCGCGAUGGCUGCACGCUACUUGAGGCAAUGGCCGGGCAUUGGAUCAGGAUCGACCUGGUUCUACAUCCACGCGGCAGUUCAGAUCUCGGCGGUGGCUGUCGGAUCGGUGGGAUUUGGGUUUGGGGUUGCGAUGGGGAAUAGGGUUUAUGUUCUGCAUCGGGGAUUAGGGUUUGCAGUGAUGACGGCGGGGGGUUUGCAGGCGGCGGCGAUGUUUUUCCGUCCUGCGACCACGCACAGGUAUCGUAAGUACUGGAAAUCGUAUCAUCAUCUGCUGGGGUACGGGUUGGUGGUGGUGGGAGUAGUGAACGUGUUUCAGGGGAUGGAGAUGAUGGAAUUAGGGCGAUCGUAUGCGAAGCUGGUUUAUUGCUUGGCGGUGGGGACGAUGGGUGGGGCUUGUGUGGCCCUUGAGGCGAAUGGGUGGGUGCUUUUCUGCAGGAAGGCGGAGGAGGAGAAGGUUAGAAGGGAGGAGGGAGGUGAGAGACGGCGGUUUCCGGCUGAUGUUUGCGGCGGGGACGGUGGAGAAUCGGCGAAGGGGUAUAUGGGUGUUUAAGGCUGUGCUUGGCAGCAUAUUAAUGGCGGAUUUAGCUACGGAUUCAGUUUAAAUCACUCUUAAAUCCGACUACCUGAAACUUGCUAUUUACAAAACCGCCACCUUGUUUCAUCCAUUUUUCGAUUUCUUACUCAAAUAUCAAGAUUUAUGGUAA
Phalaenopsis equestris is the source of this 1509-nucleotide messenger RNA. RefSeq names its product cytochrome b561 and DOMON domain-containing protein At2g04850. The record is from RefSeq and is a predicted model, not a curated record. The transcript has a single exon. Lineage: Eukaryota; Viridiplantae; Streptophyta; Magnoliopsida; Asparagales; Orchidaceae. The coding region runs from base 123 to 1355 and encodes 410 amino acids.